AUAGCCCACAAGGAAAAUUCCCUCUCUCUCUUAAACCUACCUUCAAAAUCAUCCCCCCCCCCCUCUCUCUAGGGUGAAAAUGGAGAUUGCGAAUCUUCCAAUUGGGUUCAGAUUCAACCCCACCGAUGCAGAGCUUCUGUACUACUUAAAGAAAAAGGUUUUGUCUUUGCCAUUGCCAGCAAAUGUCAUUCCUGAAUUGGAAGCUUUCCAAUUCAAUCCAUGGGAUUUGCCUGGUGGGUUGAAUGAGAAUAGGUUUUUCUUCUGCAAAAGGAAGAAGAAUUUGAUGAGCAAAUGCAGCAGUUUCAGCACUGAUUGUGGGUACUGGAAAUCAAGUGGCAAGGAAAAGCAGAUUGUGGCUGGAGAGAGCAAUCAUGUGAUUGGAAUGAUGAAAACAUUUGUUUUUUAUCAGGGUAGGAACAUCAAGACUCAAUGGAUUAUGCAAGAAUUCACUAUUGUGGCCCAUCUCAAGACACCGUUCUUGGAUCAGAGGCUGAUGAUGAAAGUGGGGAGUUGGGUUGUUUGCCGUUUGUACCAAAGGAAGAUGAGAGCAAGAAAUCAUGGGGCAGCAGAGUUGGGACAUUCCUUUGCUCAAACGACGCCGUUUUUGCCGACGUCGCCAUCAUCGUCGUCUUCGAGUGAGAUCACAGACAUGUCUUCUAGUGAUUUAGAUGAGUAGUAUUAGAGGGCCUAAGACCAUCUGCAACGCUGUCUCUUAUCCGUCUCUUACUCGUCUCAUCCCUUAACUAUUCAUGGGUCUCGCUGUACUUUUCACCCAAUCUCUUAACUGAGAGACGGAACCUGCAACCAUUCAUCUCUUA
Molecule: messenger RNA, 818 nt
Organism: Salvia splendens (bonfire salvia)
Lineage: Eukaryota; Viridiplantae; Streptophyta; Magnoliopsida; Lamiales; Lamiaceae
Product: NAC domain-containing protein 83
Exons: 3
Coding region: 80-676 (198 amino acids)
Biological process (GO): regulation of DNA-templated transcription
Molecular function (GO): DNA binding
Source: RefSeq, a predicted model, not a curated record